AUGGCCUCAAAAGAUGCAUCGAUCCUACCCGCAGACAUCAUAGAGUCUCAAUUGGCUACAAUUGAUCUCAUAGCGGCGAUGUACCCAUCUCCCGGGGAGCUGGAAAUCCCUGAAUCCACAACAGAGUGCAUCGAAAGGCUGCGCGAUUGGUGCCAGGAACCUACCUCCACACCACCUAAGAUUCCUACCAGUAUAUCUCUCACUGUGUGUCUACCAAUUGCAGAUGAAUAUAAGACAAUACAAGUCAACAUUUCGGUGCCGCUGCAAUCUGAAGGUCAACAGUCAAUCGACCAACCCCCACCAUUGGGAUAUUCCCUUCGCCAACCGGACUGGAUGUCCAAAGCUGAAGUAGCAGAACUGGCCGCCUCAAUGCCAAAAGAUGACGCACUAGAAGCUUUCGAAUAUAUCCAAACGGAAUCCGCCCGCUUUCUUGAAACCAAGCAAAGCCAAGCUACGGCUUUGGAGGGACCCAACACAAAAUCCGGCCCACUUGUGAGAGUGUGGUUCUACUUCCCCUCUUUAUCCACUCGGAAAAAGAGAGACGACAUGGUCAAUCUCGCACCGGGGUAUUCUCUGACGGGAUUUGUGCUUGCCGGAAAACCGGGGGUAUUAUGUCUCGAGGGUCUGUCAGUGGAUAUCGAUGCUUAUAUGAGCUUCAUCAAGACUCAUUCUUGGGGGGAUAUUCCGAGUCAUCAAAAAAAAGUCAGUGAGCGGUUUCGGGAGACGGAGGGUGUUCAAAGGGUUUUUCCGGGGAUGGAAGAGAUUACGGACUCGUUGGGGGAACGAGGUGGGCAACGGGCUAAUCGAGGGGAUAUGCAAGCGUUGGAGGCUUGGUUGGGGAAUAAAGGGUUGCAAGAGGCGUUUGAAAAGGUGAUAUUCUAG
Molecule: messenger RNA, 882 nt
Organism: Penicillium subrubescens
Lineage: Eukaryota; Fungi; Ascomycota; Eurotiomycetes; Eurotiales; Aspergillaceae
Product: DUF1115 domain protein
Exons: 1
Coding region: 1-882 (293 amino acids)
Source: RefSeq, a predicted model, not a curated record